Cydia pomonella (codling moth) is the source of this 1366-nucleotide messenger RNA. RefSeq lists its product as uncharacterized. The transcript is spliced from 2 exons. NCBI's taxonomy places the organism in Eukaryota, Metazoa, Arthropoda, Insecta, Lepidoptera, Tortricidae. Bases 215 to 1156 code for a protein of 313 amino acids. The record is from RefSeq and is a predicted model, not a curated record.
AUUAUGUAUGUGGGUAUGCAGCGGAUUUGCAUUUGUGAGGUCUACCUGUCUCUAAAAAUAUACAGUCAGUCAUUGCUCGAUCUCGUUGUUUUAUUGAAGUGUUCCCUAUACUUUUACAUGGCGCAGCCGGUUAAAGUGAUAAAAAGUGCAUAAUUUAAAAAGCAGAAGACAAGAAAGUGAAGAUAGUAAGAAAAUUCGGAAAGAAAAAAACAAGAUGGAAUCGGUUCUUACUCCCCCUUUGCCGUUUAAGUUUGAGGAAAAUGUAACCAAUAUGGCGUUUGGCAGUUUGUGUGAAUCUUGGGAGAAGUGGAAGAAUGGUUUUCAAAUAUACGUUAAGGCAUGCGAACUUAAUAAGAAAACAGAAGAAAUACAAAUGAACAUUUUUUUACACGUCGUAGGGGAACAGUGCCGUGAGAUAAUAGAACAAAGUACGACGAAAUGUACAACAUUAGCGGCUUUAAUAGGUCAAGUCGAUAAUCAUUUUAAAGCGAAAAAAAAUGUAACGGUCGAGCGUCAUCGGUUUUUUACUCGUCAACAAGGUGAACACGAGUCCAUAGACCAAUACGUCUUUGAGUUGAGAAAGUUGGCUCAGUCGUGCGAGUUUGGUAACUUAAACGACGGAUUAAUAAAGGAUAGACUCGUAUGUGGAAUCGUGAGCGCAGCGAUUAGAGAGCGACUGUUACGCGAAGACGACCUAACGCUAAAUAAAGCGUUAGAAAUAUGUCGGGCUGCUAUAGUGUCGAAAAUGUAUUCGGAGGACAUUAAACGCGAGUGUACUAGUGAGACAAAAGGUAACGAAGUGUGUGCGGUAGCUAACAAAGAAGUGUACGAGUUGAAUCGGUCAGGUGCGAAAGUCGAAGCAAAAUCGAGUCGUGGUAUGAGUUCCGGACGAGGAUGGCGCGGGCGCGGAUGGGCGCAUGGCGCGGGGCGCAGUGGCGCGCCGGGCGCGGCAGGCCCGGCCGGCGCUCAGCACCGCGCGCCGUACGCAUAUCGCGGAGGGCGGUGCGGUCAGUGCGGCGGCGUGCACAAAAAGUACGAUUGUCCGGCGUAUGGCAGGAGCUGCAUGAAAUGUUCCAGACCAAAUCAUUUUGCCAGGAUGUGCAGGGUGUACAUGGUGGAAGAGUCUGAGGACCAGGAUAGUGAGGGCUCCAGAUAGAUGGGGUGACUGGAUCUAACAACACAUGUCAGUGCUCCACAGAGGAUGGAAACGCAUCCUACAUAUCUUAUAUGUACUAAAAUAAUCAAAAUAGAAUACCUAUACUAUGUUAUUAUUAUAAAUACAACAAAUUAUGCAUGAACGACAUUUUAGUCAUAUGUGAUAGUCUAUAACUUAUAACUAAAACUUAAUUACCAUGUAGUACACAAA